Jaculus jaculus (lesser Egyptian jerboa) is the source of this 1639-nucleotide messenger RNA. RefSeq names its product RNA binding motif protein 38 (gene Rbm38). Gene Ontology annotation, cellular component: cytosol. The transcript is spliced from 4 exons. Gene Ontology annotation, molecular function: RNA binding. The coding region runs from base 1 to 720 and encodes 239 amino acids. NCBI's taxonomy places the organism in Eukaryota, Metazoa, Chordata, Mammalia, Rodentia, Dipodidae. The record is from RefSeq and is a predicted model, not a curated record.
AUGCUGCUGCAGCCCGCGCCGUGCGCCCCGAGCGCGGGCUACCCGCGGCCGCCGGCCGCCCCCAGCGCCAUGCACGGCUCGCAGAAGGACACCACGUUCACCAAGAUCUUCGUGGGCGGCCUGCCCUACCACACCACCGACGCCUCUCUCCGAAAGUACUUCGAGGGAUUCGGGGACAUCGAGGAGGCCGUGGUCAUCACCGACCGGCAGACGGGCAAGUCCCGCGGCUACGGCUUCGUGACCAUGGCCGACCGGUCUGCAGCUGACAGGGCUUGCAAAGACCCCAACCCCAUUAUCGACGGCCGCAAAGCCAAUGUGAACUUGGCCUACCUGGGUGCCAAACCUCGGAGCGUGCAGACGGGGUUUGCUGUCGGUGUGCAACAGCUCCACCCCACGUUGAUCCAGAGGACUUACGGGCUGACACCCCACUACAUCUACCCACCAGCCAUCGUCCAGCCCAGUGUGGUGAUCCCUGCUGCUCCGGUCCCGUCCCUCUCCUCUCCUUACCUUGAGUACACGCCAGCCAGCCCAGCCUACGCCCAGUACCCACCAGCCACCUAUGACCAGUAUCCAUACGCCGCCUCGCCUGCCACGGCCACCGGUUUUGUGAGCUACGGCUACCCAGCCACCAUGCCACCCGCCCUCCCGGCUGCAGCCCCUGCGGGCACCACCUUUGUACAGUACCAGGCGCCGCAGCUGCAGCCCGACAGGAUGCAGUGAGGCAGCAACCACCACCUCGGUAGCCACCAGCACGUGGUUGAGUCACCACAGGCCCAAGCCUGCCUUUCGUGGGAUGGCUCUCUUCCAGGCUGAGUCCUCGUGCUUUGAGGGAGGACUUCAGGAGCUCUUCAGCGCGCCUGGGCUCCUCAGCCCCUCCUGCCACUCACAACAGGUGCCUUGCUCCGGGGGCUGGGGCUGUGCGCCGCCCUCCCCUCCCCCUCCCCCUUGAUGACUCUCCUGGGUGACAACGGGUUUACAGUCACAGCCUGCAGUUUGUCUUGUUGGAGUUUUUCUAAGGAGAUUUCAAAUUUUAGUCUAUGUUUUUCAAGAACAGCUACCACCAAGAACCCCAAACCUGCUUUUGACCUAGAGUCUUGCUCUGGUUGAUGGCGACAGCCAUGGAGACAGUGACAGUGUUUCCCUGACAGUGUCUGCUGGCUGGCUGCCCAGAGCACAUCUCCCGGGGAGGGGCCCCAUGAGCAGACGUGAGCCCCCGCAGAGCCUGAUGAUGCCCACCAGCCUCAGAGGUGCCCCUCCAGGGCCAGUUCUCAGGUGUCUGUCGCUGUGCCGCCGUUCCAAGACCUCCCAGGCCCCACACCCUCCUAACCGCGGCAGCUCUGGCUGGCAGGGUCUGUGCCCGCAUUUCCUCCUGCUGCCUGUGUGCCAGUCUAGGACACAGCCUGGCUGCCUAUGGCUCUGCAGAGAAGGGGCUCUGGCAGGGGAGUGGCAGGUGCUUCUGGCAGAGCGGGCUGCCCGCUGGCUGGGCAGUGGGUCCCUUCACACCUACCUCAGGGAGCUAGUGUGCACGUGCUCCACGCCACACCUGCCAGUCAAGACCCGAGGACGGAGGGAACUAAUGUUAUAAUAAUAUUUUUAUUAGAAUGUUCUGAUUAUAAAAAUAAAACCUGUUUACUUUAAA